AUGUUUGAUUCCAGCACAUUGCCCUUUGCUGAAUUAAGGGUUUGGUCGUCGUUAGUACACGGUCUGUCGUUGUACAUAUUUUUUGCUUUCUUCGUUUAUUUAAUUUAUCAUUGCCUUACUUCACACUAUUUUCAUCAGGUCCGUUCAACUUUUUGGAGAGAUUUGUGUGGUUUGAUAUUACUUAUCCGGUUGAGAUGGAAUAUUUGGAAACAUAUGAGGAUUAAUGAACCGUUGCAUCAAAUAUUCUUGCGGAAUGUUAAAAAUUAUCGUGAUAAAGAAGCGCUGGUUGAAGUGGACACAGGCAAAAAGUUCACGUUCCAUGAAAUGAAUCAACUGUGCAAUCAGUAUGCAAACUACUUCCAGUCACAAGGUUACAAAAGUGGUGAUGUAAUAGCAUUGUUUCUUGAAAAUUGCGCUGAUUUUCCUGCCAUCUGGCUUGGAUUAAGUAAAAUAGGUGUUGUCACUUCGUGGGUGAAUAUAAACUUGAAGGCAGAACCACUCGCUCAUUCAAUCAACAUUUCGAAGUCAAGUUCUGUUAUCACCAGCAGUGCACUUUUACCUGUGUUGGAAGAUAUAUUAUCAUCUGGGAAAUUAAAACAAAUGCAGGUUUAUGUCAUAGAUGAUAUUGGUAAUAUUAAAAAUGGCAUAUUGUCAUUGGCAACGAAAAUACCUUUAAUUUCCUCCGAAGAGCCAGUCGUUAAUGAAAAACCAACGUUCAGAUCAGUGCUUUGUUAUAUCUUCACAUCAGGAACAACAGGGAAUCCCAAGCCUGCACUCAUAAAGCAUUAUCGAUACUAUUGGAUGGCAAUAGGUGUAGCCAAGUCCUUUGGUAUCUUUACCACAGAUCGUUUAUAUGUAAUGAUGCCAGUUUACCAUAGUGCUGGUGGAAUUCUCGGUAUCGGACAGACUGUGCUACAAGGUAGCACCUGUGUUAUCAGGAAGAAAUUCUCUGCGAGUUGUUUUUGGAAAGACUGUAUUAAAUAUAAUUGUAAUGUCAGUCAGUAUAUCGGUGAAAUUUGCAGGUAUCUUCUAGCUCAGAAUGAUGUUGCGGAAACGAAGGGACACAAAAUACGUCUUAUGUUUGGUAAUGGUUUACGGGCGGAAAUUUGGCCAGAAUUCGUGAAUCGUUUUGGCAUCCAGAAAAUUGGUGAACUCUAUGGUAGUACAGAAGGCAAUUCAAGCAUUGUGAAUAUAGAUAAUCAUGUCGGCUCUUGUGGUUUUAUUCCGGUACACCCUUUUGUGAAAUAUUUAUAUCCUGUGCGUUUACUCAAAGUUGAUGAUGAUACUGGUGAAUUAAUUCGUACAAAAGAUGGGUUUUGUGUAGCGUGUAAACCUGGUGAAACUGGUGAAAUGGUCGGUGUUAUUAUGGAUAAUGAACCUUUACUUAGCUUUGAAGGGUAUUUAGACGAGAAAGAUACUGGGAAGAAGAUAAUAAGAAAUGUUUUACGUAAAGGUGAUGCUGUUUUUACAUCAGGCGAUAUUAUAUAUUGGGAUAAUCUAGGAUAUUUAUAUUUCAAGGAUCGGAAAGGCGACACUUAUAGGUGGAAGGGCGAAAAUGUCAGUACCACAGAAGUGGAAGGCAUUUUACAACUUCUGAAAUGUGUAGCCGAUGUUGCUGUUUAUGGUGUCGAAAUACCGAACAGAGAAGGUCGUGCCGGUAUGGCUGCCGUCGUCAUAGCAGGAGACGAGUUUUUAAAAGAUGCGAUAUAUAAAAUAACGGAACAUCUCAAGAAUAGUCUUCCCUCCUAUGCUAUUCCUAUUUUCUUACGUUUCUGCAAGGAUUUCGAACGGACAGGUACUUAUAAACUGAAAAAAAUGAGUCUAAGGAAAGAGGGAUAUGAUUUAUCGCGUUUUAACGAUGACAUAUUUAUUUGGGAUUCUUCCAUUAAAUCUUAUAAAACAUUCGAUAAAAAGUUACAGCACCAAUUGGAUGAUGGUAUUUAUAUGGGCAUCUGA
Molecule: messenger RNA, 1956 nt
Organism: Brugia malayi
Lineage: Eukaryota; Metazoa; Nematoda; Chromadorea; Rhabditida; Onchocercidae
Gene: Bma-acs-22
Exons: 14
Coding region: 1-1956 (651 amino acids)
Biological process (GO): triglyceride homeostasis
Cellular component (GO): endoplasmic reticulum
Molecular function (GO): long-chain fatty acid-CoA ligase activity; long-chain fatty acid transmembrane transporter activity
Source: RefSeq, a predicted model, not a curated record